Messenger RNA from Culex quinquefasciatus (southern house mosquito), 1553 nucleotides. RefSeq names its product phenoloxidase-activating factor 2. Gene Ontology annotation, biological process: proteolysis. Bases 209 to 1426 code for a protein of 405 amino acids. The record is from RefSeq and is a predicted model, not a curated record. NCBI's taxonomy places the organism in Eukaryota, Metazoa, Arthropoda, Insecta, Diptera, Culicidae. Gene Ontology annotation, molecular function: serine-type endopeptidase activity. The transcript is spliced from 4 exons.
AAAUCAAUCAGAGAUCGAAGACCAUCGGUGAUCGCUGACCCGUACCGUACAAAGCAGAGGGUUAAGGUGGAGCUAUAGCUAGAGUUAGUUGGGUUUGCUUCGUGUUCGCAUCCUCAAGGGAAUCGGCGGUCAGUGUCAUUGGCGUCAGGACAAGAAGAUCAGACCAGAAAUACCGGUUUUGCUGGCAGGCUCAUCGUAAGCAUCCGAAAUGAGGCGUACCACUGCGAUAUGCGUCGUGCUCGUCCUGGCUUCAGGGGCUGUCCUAGCCGAAGAUGGCGACUUGGACUCCCUCAUCAACAGCCUGUUCACUCCGGAACCACCUGGGAAGGUUGAGACGAGUUCGAUGGCUCCCGUGCCUCCGGCACCGCCCGUUGGAUCGCAGGGUAACUGUGAGCAUGGUCAACGGUGCGUUCAGAAGUAUCUCUGCACCAACGCGAGCACAUCCGGCGAGGGUCUGAUCGAUAUUCGAUUCAACGAUGACAACCCUUGCGUGGACUAUUUGCUGCAGUGCUGUUACGAGGAGGACAUUAUCCACGCGCCAAUACCUCCACCAACGCCGACUCCACCAACGGUCCCAGUCAUGAACGAACCAGCAUGCGGCAAGCGCAACCCGGACGGUAUUGGAUUCCGCAUUACCGGUUCCAAGGACAGCGAGUCCGAGUACGGAGAGUUCCCGUGGAUGAUGGCAGUGUUGAAGCAGGAAGCCGCGCUCGAUCAGGUCGUGAAUGUGUUCCUCUGCGGUGGCUCGUUGAUUCACCCAAGGGUGGUCCUUACCGGUGCUCACUGCGUGCAGAACAAGUCACCCCAGCAGUUGAAGGUUCGCGGAGGUGAAUGGGACACGCAAACCAAGAACGAAAUCCAUCCCCAUCAAGACCGUAACGUGGCCGAGGUCAUCGUCCAUCCGGAGUACUACAAGGGUGGCCUGUACAACGAUGUUGCCCUGCUCAUCAUGGACGCUCCCUUCAACCUAGAUGAGGGCAUCCAAACAGUCUGCCUGCCUCCUCAGGAUGCCAAGUUCGAUCACCAGCGCUGCUUAGCUUCCGGCUGGGGCAAGGACGUAUUCGGCAAGGCCGGAUCCUACCAGGCCAUCCUCAAGAAGAUUGAACUACCGAUUGUCCCCUCAGCCCAGUGCCAAUCCGCCCUCCGCUCAACCCGCGUUGGACCCAAAUUCGUCCUACACAAUAGCUUUAUCUGCGCCGGUGGCGAAAAGGGCAAGGACACCUGCAAGGGAGAUGGAGGUUCCCCCCUAGUCUGCCCCAUCCAAGGCUCGUACCAACACUACUAUCAGGUCGGGCUCGUCGCCUGGGGCAUCGGCUGUGGGGAGAACCAAAUCCCUGGAGUGUACGCCGACGUGGCACACUUCCGGAACUGGAUCGACCAGCAGAUGCAUACGCGCCAAAUCGACACGAAAAGUUACACUCCGUAACCAGUGAUGCUCUCCUCACUUUGACCUCAUUUCUAAUCGUGUUACUAUCAGUCGAACUCUAGACCAUUUUUAAGUGUGCCCAUUUCAAAAGUGUGUGUUAUCAGAAUAAAAUAAUUAGUUUACGAAU